This is a messenger RNA of Entrophospora sp. SA101, 597 nucleotides long. The record is from the annotation of a GenBank genome assembly. Lineage: Eukaryota; Fungi; Glomeromycota; Glomeromycetes; Entrophosporales; Entrophosporaceae.
AUGGGUUUGGUUGAUUUAAUUAAAGCACAGAAACACAUAAAGAAAUUAUCAUGUUUCACAUCCAAUGAUUCCAUACCUAAAUUAAUCAAAGAGGCAUUGUUACUUCAUGCAAAUAAUUUAGUGGAAUAUACCAGUAUUGGAUGUUGUGAUCUGGAUUAUUCAUUGUCAGACUUUAAGAGUCUUAAAUCUUUAAAUAUGCAAAGAUGUAGUCUUGUUAAUGAUUUUGAUGAUAUUUUUGAUGAGAAUUUGAAACUUAAUCUACUAGAGAAAAUUAAUGUUAGUAUUGAAGGACAAGAUUGUGUAUAUACUUUGAGUAAAUUUUUCCAAUUGAAUGGCAAGAAUCUUAAAGUUAUUCAGUUUGAUGGACAAAAAUGGUUACUUUUAGAUGAUGUUUUAGAGAUGUUUUUCAAAAAAUGGACUGGCUAUACACCAAUCCAUAUUGAACUUUUUAAUGGUUGUGAGGAAAUGAUUGAUGAUGAUAUUGACAAUGAAGUUAAAAUGAUUGAACUGUUGACUCAAUAUAAAGAAAAAGGAUUAUUAAAUUUUAAUUUCUUUGAUUCAAUUGCAAAAUUUGAUAUUUUCUUGGAAUCAUUAUAA